AUGGCGCUUAACUCAUCCCGGCUUCUUUCGGACUUGGAUAACAAAAUCGAACUUUUACUGUCCAAAUUUCAGGAAAUAUGCCAACUUGCCCAAGUCGACGAUAGAGAAUAUGAAACGCAGUCGGUGGAAUCUCUUCAAAUUGAGUCCAAUGCAUCGACAAUUACUCGUAUAGCUGAAGAACUUCUCGGAGUGACUAGAUUACUUAAAGAGGAAUGGAUUUUGGGACAGACGAAGGUGGUUGACCCGGAGAAUGACGCUAAUCAUCUCUCUGCUAAGCAGUUGGUCGACUUAUAUAGCAAGGUGAACACACUUUUGGACGAUGUUACAAGUGUAAAGAAAUGA
Messenger RNA from Brettanomyces bruxellensis, 342 nucleotides. RefSeq lists its product as uncharacterized. NCBI's taxonomy places the organism in Eukaryota, Fungi, Ascomycota, Pichiomycetes, Pichiales, Pichiaceae. Gene Ontology annotation, cellular component: mediator complex. Gene Ontology annotation, biological process: regulation of transcription by RNA polymerase II. Bases 1 to 342 code for a protein of 113 amino acids. The transcript has a single exon. Gene Ontology annotation, molecular function: transcription coregulator activity. The record is from RefSeq and is a predicted model, not a curated record.